Molecule: messenger RNA, 1808 nt
Organism: Patella vulgata (common limpet)
Lineage: Eukaryota; Metazoa; Mollusca; Gastropoda; Patellidae
Product: serine-threonine kinase receptor-associated protein
Exons: 7
Coding region: 30-1016 (328 amino acids)
Biological process (GO): spliceosomal snRNP assembly
Cellular component (GO): SMN complex
Molecular function (GO): protein binding; RNA binding
Source: RefSeq, a predicted model, not a curated record
UUUCCGUCGGAUGUAGAGUGAAGAGCAACAUGUCGGGUUUCAGACAGACACCGCUAACUUGUAGUGGCCAUACCAGACCUGUUGUUUAUUUGGCAUUUAGUGAAAUAACACCUUUUGGCUACUUCUCAAUAAGCGCGUGUAAAGAUGGAAAACCCAUGUUGCGGCAAGGAGAUACAGGGGAUUGGAUUGGAACGUUUGAUGGUCAUAAAGGAGCCGUGUGGGGCGCUACCUUGAACAGAGAUGCUUCCAGGGCUGCUACUGGAGCAGCAGACUUUUCAUCGAAACUAUGGGAUGCAGAAAGUGGAGAGGAAUUACAUACAUUUGCUCACAAACACAUCGUUAAAUCAGUUAACUUUUCAUCAGAUAGUAAAAAGCUGUUAACAGGCACUCAAGCCAAACUAUGUAGAAUUUAUGAUUUGGAAAAUUACGAUGCAGAACCUGCUGUUAUAAGUGGUCAUACUGGUAAUGUUAGAGCUGCAUUAUUUACACCUGAUGAUAAAAAAUUUAUCAGCAUCUCAGAUGAUAAAACAGUCAGGAUAUGGGAUGCUAUUAAUGGUACAGAAAUCAAAAGGAUAGAUCUACCUGCAAUACCAAGUAGUCUUGAACUAGCUAGAAAAGGAAAAGUUUUCCUUGUAACUUAUGGUUCAACUACCAGUUUCUAUGAUGCUGAAACAUUUGAACAAAUUAAAGUUUUCACGGCUCCAUCACAAAUCAAUUCCUCAUCACUUCACCCAACAUCUGAUAUUUUCGUUUCUGGAGGAGAAGAUUUUAAGAUGUAUAAAUUUGAUUAUGAAAAUGGAGAAGAAAUAGAAUCUUUCAAGGGCCAUUUUGGACCAGUUCAUUGUGUUCGGUUUUCACCAGAUGGAGAAAUCUAUGCAAGUGGUAGCGAAGAUGGUACAUUACGACUGUGGCAAACAAACGUUGGACAGACAUACGGACUAUGGAAAUGUGUUAUGCCAGAUGAAGUAACAAAUAAUACUGAUUCUAGUCCAGUUAUCAUUAAAGCAGAAGCUUAAAAAGGAAUGUGAAAAACUUUAAAAUUAAUAAACAAACACCUGGAUUCGUCAACUGAUGGUACAUGUAAUCAAGUAUGCUGUGUAAUAUAUAUGUUCAAGUGAACAUUUCGUUAUAAACUUAAAUUCUUGUACAAAAUUAUUUAUUACAUUCAUUUAUGAAACAUUUUUUUCUCUGAAUUUUAAAUAGUUAAAAGACCGAAUAUCAUGUUCUGUUACAAGAAUGAAGAACAGCUAGCAAGACUUACAUGUAUGUGUCUAUUUCAAAUGGUGUUGAAUUUAAAUGUCAUUUAAGGAUAUGGUGUCAGUUUUUUUAACAUUACAUGUACUGUCAAUCUUUAUUGUGACUUCAAAUGUUAUUAGAUAUUUACUGUAUAAUGUCUAAUAAAUUGUCUUUCUUGCACACCUUUGUUCAAAUAUUCAGGCACAUGGAAGAAAUAAUAAAAAGAGCUCAUUUGUUGUUUUUUUUGCUAAGAAGUUUUCACAUAUAAUUAUACAUUCUUUUUAUGAAUUAUUUACUUUUAAUAAUAUCUAUAAAUAGUCCAGUCACAGUGCUCUCAUAUUCUUUCAUCAGUCAAACGGAACAAUUCUGGUUUCAAACAACCAUCAUAUCAAUGAUUUAUUUUGCCUUUUAAAAAUCAUGCCUGAUUAUUUAGAUGCUUGUGCUACAUGUAUGUAUUUCACAUUAGAUAUUUAAGAUAUAAUGUAACUAAGGACUUACAUAUUGAAUUUUCCAUAAAUUCAAAGAAUUGAAACUGUGUCUUUCAGCAUGUAAUAAAAUUAUUUGCUAUGUGA